Amphimedon queenslandica is the source of this 693-nucleotide messenger RNA. RefSeq names its product NACHT, LRR and PYD domains-containing protein 12-like. Gene Ontology annotation, molecular function: small GTPase binding; GTPase activator activity. Gene Ontology annotation, cellular component: nucleus; perinuclear region of cytoplasm; cytosol. The coding region runs from base 21 to 671 and encodes 216 amino acids. NCBI's taxonomy places the organism in Eukaryota, Metazoa, Porifera, Demospongiae, Haplosclerida, Niphatidae. Gene Ontology annotation, biological process: nucleocytoplasmic transport; activation of GTPase activity. The transcript is spliced from 2 exons. The record is from RefSeq and is a predicted model, not a curated record.
CUAUUAAUGAUGAUCCUAUUAUGAUACCUGCACUAAGACAAGACAAGGAACUAUAUAGAGGAGUCACUGGGAGUGUGGACUGGUACAGUGACAGUGUCCACCUUUCCUCUCCACCUCUAGAUCGGUGCAAUGAAGCAGUUAAUAAUAUUAACAAUAAUCAUGAAGGGAUUAGACUCAAAUUCUCAUCUACUAAUAGUACAAAGACUCUACUAUCAUCAACUAAACUGCAUACACUAAACCUGAGGAGACUUGAGAUAUGGUACACUCCAUUACCUAAUGAUUGUAUCCAGUAUUUGUGUGUACUACUAACUAAUAAUAAAAUACAAGAACUAGAGAUCAAGUCCCACUCCAUUAGUGAUAGAGGAAUUACUAAUAUCUGUCAAGCACUUGAACACAACUCUACUCUUACCUCAUUAAAUCUUUAUCGUAAUCCUCUCAUCACUUCUACUAGUGGACAGGCUUUUUCUCACCUUCUCCUCAAUAACUCAUCACUUGUUGAACUGGAUCUAAUGCAUACUUCAUUGUCUACUGAGUCAAUACUACUCAUCCUCCAUUCAUUAUCUAAUAAUAAUAAUAUAAGGGACCUCAGGCUAGACUAUCGACACAAAGAGACUUGUAUUAAUACUUAUACUAACUAUCACCUCAUACAAGACAUAGUAGCCUGGUGGUAACUAAUCACUAGUGUCGUUUUAG